ACUGCUGAACAUUCACAACUGCAGAGGGGUGAAGAUUCCGUUUACAAGGUUGUCAAAUCUUCAGGCCUACGAUUUGAGCUCUCAAUAUCAGCAGAAUGAAGAUUGAUAUUCAUAAUCAUAUUUUACCAAAGGAAUGGCCUGACCUGAAACAGAGAUAUGGAUAUGGUGGAUUCAUUCAACUGCACCAUCACUGCAAAGGAGAAGCUAAAAUGAUGAAGGAUGGAAAAUUGUUUAGAGUGAUCCAGGAAAACUGCUGGGAUGCAGAGGCUCGGAUUCGAGAUAUGGACAAGCAUGGAGUGACAGUACAGGCCCUUUCCACUGUGCCCGUGAUGUUCAGCUACUGGGCCAAACCCCAUGACACACUGGACUUGUGUGGGAUACUGAAUGAUGAUCUGGCUGCUACAGUGAAGCGAUAUCCAAAGCGUUUCGUUGGGCUGGGUACUCUGCCCAUGCAGGCCCCUGAUCUGGCAGUACAGGAGAUGAGACGGUGUGUGAAUCAGCUAGGAUUCCCUGGAGUGCAAAUUGGCUCUCAUAUAAACACAUGGGACCUCAAUGCCCCAGAGCUAUAUCCUGUCUAUGCUGCCGCUGAGGAACUCGACUGCUCGAUAUUUGUGCAUCCAUGGGACAUGAAGACAGAUGAUAGAAUGGCAAAAUACUGGCUGCCUUGGUUAGUUGGUAUGCCAGCAGAAACUACAAUGGCAAUUUGUUCAAUGAUUUUUGGAGGUGUUUUCGAAAGAUUUCCUAAACUUAAGGUCUGCUUUGCUCAUGGAGGUGGUGCUUUCCCAUACACCAUCGGCCGAGUUGAGCAUGGCUUUAAAGUGCGACCUGAUCUUUGUGCAACCGACAACAAGAUCAACCCACGCAAAUACUUAGGAUCUUUCUACACUGAUUCUCUAGUGCAUGACCCACUUUCACUGAAGUUACUCAUGGAUGUCAUAGGAAAGGAUAAAGUGAUGUUAGGCACAGAUUACCCAUUUCCACUGGGGGAACUAGAGCCAGGCACAUUAAUUGAAUCCAUGGAUGAGUUUGAUAGUUCACUAAAGGAUAAACUGCUUGCUGGGAAUGCUCUGGAGUUUUUAGGACUGUCAAGAAGUUUUUUUUUUGAGUGACUGAGGAUCAGUUGUACUAAUGUGUAUCAGAAGAUUGAUUAUGUUACCAAAGAGCUGGAUCAUAAGAAUUAAACCUUACUUAAUGUGUUUUAUUUUGUAUUGAUUUCUAU
Sinocyclocheilus anshuiensis is the source of this 1219-nucleotide messenger RNA. RefSeq names its product aminocarboxymuconate semialdehyde decarboxylase (gene acmsd). The transcript is spliced from 10 exons. Bases 96 to 1109 code for a protein of 337 amino acids. NCBI's taxonomy places the organism in Eukaryota, Metazoa, Chordata, Actinopteri, Cypriniformes, Cyprinidae. The record is from RefSeq and is a predicted model, not a curated record. Gene Ontology annotation, cellular component: cytosol; cytoplasm. Gene Ontology annotation, biological process: secondary metabolic process. Gene Ontology annotation, molecular function: hydrolase activity; carboxy-lyase activity.